CGUGUGCGCUAACGACACGCCACUUCGCCAGUUCGAUUUAGUUUGCAAAGGUGGCUGGUUGUGUUCCACUUGCAGCCGGUCAAAUUUUUUAUGUACAGUGUUUCAUUAGGAGAGAGUAUAAAACAUUUUGGGCGCAGAGUGUCCGUAUUUUGAAGCAGUCCCAAUCCAUUUCCGCGUGUGCAGUGUGAUAAUUUCCAUCUGAUUUUGCUUGAUUGGCAAGAGAGAAAACAAUUCGAGACGGAUUGUGCUUCGCGAGCAAAAAUCUCCCGAGUAUCACGCGCAACCCCAGCAAUUAAACAUGGAAUUGGCACCAAAUUACUCCUUCGUUUUCGACUUUGAAAAUGACUUCAUACACGAGGAUACACGCCACUGGAUGCUCAGGAAUUGGACAUGGGUCUUCUACUCAUCCGGAAUAUACAUGCUAGUAAUUUUCGGGGGCCAACAGUUUAUGCUCAAUAGACCAAAAUUCGAACUGAGAGGUCUGCUAGUGAUUUGGAACACAAUGUUGGCCAUGUUUAGUAUAAUGGGAGCCUUCAGGACGGCUCCGGAGUUAUUACACGUGCUGCGACAUCACGGCCUGUUUCACUCAGUCUGCGUUCCUAGCUUUAUCGAGCAAGACAAAGUGAGUGGAUUCUGGACAUGGCUGUUCGUGCUGUCGAAGCUGCCCGAGCUGGGCGACACAAUCUUCAUAGUGCUGAGGAAGCAGCCGCUGAUCUUCCUGCACUGGUACCACCACAUCACCGUGCUGAUGUACUCGUGGUUCUCGUACACGGAGUACACGGCGUCGGCCAGGUGGUUCAUCGUGAUGAAUUACUGUGUUCACUCUCUCAUGUACACGUACUACGCGCUGCGCGCCAUGCGCUUCCAUCCGCCGAGGUUCAUCUCCAUGAUCAUCACGACGCUGCAGCUCACGCAGAUGAUCAUCGGGUGCGCCAUCAACGUGUGGGCGCACUCGUUCAUCCAGACGCCGGGGCGGUCGUGCAACAUCUCGCCGAUGAACAUCAAGCUCUCCAUCGCCAUGUACUUUAGCUACUUUGUCCUGUUCGCACGCUUCUUCUACGUCACGUAUCUGUCGUCGAAUGCGCGCAAGGGGCGCCGUAUCGCCGCCCCCACGUCCAAGACGGCGUCCACGACGCGCGAGCUGGACAAUCUCCUCAAUGGCAAGCAAGCUACCAAAGUCAAAGCUCAAUAAUUAAGCGGAACAGUUUCCUCUUUCGCGCGCGCGCUAAAUUAUUCAAGUGGGUGAGGUAUGAUCACACAUUGCUACUUAAACACACAGCAUCUCUUUCUUUCCAGCCAGCGUAUUUCCCAUUCGAGAGAUGAUUCAAUUUGCAAACUCCCUCCCAAACACUCGUUUUCACACCAUUCAUAAGGAAGAAAUGAGUACAUAUACCUCAAAGUGUAAUGAUUGAAUAUGACGUUGAACUGUAGUUACACAUCCGCAUGAUGAAAGAGAGAGAAUCACUACACAAAAAGCCAAGAGAAAGAACAAACAAGAUAUUUUUGCAUUGCGAAAUCACAAAAUAUUCUGGGUGUUUGUUUAAUUUUCGGUGUAGCAAAAUGGCAUCCAGAAUUAAGGAUGUUAUUAUUUGCAAUUUUUUCUGUUUAUAUGAGCAAACGAACAAAAUCAGUGUCACACACACAUACACACACAAUUCAAUGAGUGGAAAAGCAAAAGAAAACAGGCCUCUUCUUUUCCUCAAGCUCGAGAAGUGAGGAAAAUGAAGAAGGGGUGAUCAUGAAAUUCCUUCACAGUAAAGGUUGUUGUUUUUUGACUGGUAAUUUAUUUAUGUAUAAUUAGAAAAAUUGAGUUUAUACUGUAAAACCAUAAAGCAAUACUGUUACACAAGUUCUAUUUCAAUAAAUAAUGGAACAUGGGUUAUUAUUUCACACAAACACACUGCAUUAUAUUUCAUUUCUAUAUCAAAACACGGUAAAAAGAAAAGGCACACAGGAGAAGCCGAAACAUAGCUGUAGAAGAAGUACAUCAUUGUCGUCAAAAGUAUUUUAUAUACCAAUUAAAAUGAUGGGUGAGAUUGAUGAGAAAGAGAGAAAAUUGAGCGAGAAAAAAAAACAUUUUAUUAAAGUACAAAGCAAGUGAAGUGAAUUAAAUGCUAAAUAGCAAGAAGAAGAAAAAAGGAGGGUUUUUAGGGAGGUAAAAUUCCGUCUCAAGAUGAAAUUUGCAUAAGUUUCGUAACAAAAAAAUAGGAGUUGAAAUGAAGAAAGGAAUAAAAUGAGAUGUUCAUGAAUGAGAAAAAAACACAUCCCAGGAAUAUCAACAAUAUUUUUCCAAAAAAAGCCACUAACGUAAUUCAUUGUUAAAUAGAAAAAUACCUUGUUGAGUGACCGAGGAAUUACACUGCAAGCAGGAAUUACAGUCACGGAUUAUUAACUAAUGUUUAGCUGCUUGGUUCAAAUUCUUGUAGAAAAUUAUCAAAUCUUCUACAAAAGGUUUAACAUUUUCUCAUGCAAUAAAUCCUUGCCAUUCUUUGUAUCUAGCGCUGGAAUCCUUAAGUUAAUCUUCAAUGUUAUCUUUAUAACAUCUGAAUGUUUCGUUAUCAACAUGGUUCUGAAAUAAGCUUACGAGAGACGGAAAGAAAAUGCCACUUUAUGUCUGUUAUUACUUUCCAAUCUGAUUAUAAUCUUGAACUAUUACUUUUCCUUUAUCGAAUGAAGCUUGAAAUCAUCAGUGAUUGUGUGUCUCUGUAAUUCUUGUGGGCAGUGUCGAUCUCAGCGCUCAAACUUGCGGUCUAGAGACGUAAUUAAGAUGUAGCUCUUCAGCGAAUCAAGUAGAGAGAAGACAAAAGGAAACGAAAACAGUGAAAAGAGUCCCAACAUUGACUUUGGAGGCUGAGAAAAGGUGGCAAAGCGAAAAAAAACAGCAAAGAACGGAAUUGAGAUUUUGCAUUGUCACACAAUCGCCUGACGUCAAGACAUCUGAAUGAUGAAAGUGCGCUGUUCUUCAGCGGCUGAAGUGUUUGUCUCAAAUUGUGGCUUUUGGGCUCCUAAUGAAGGUCAAGUUAAAAGUCAAAAAUUAAGUACGCACUCGCGAGAAAAGUGCUGGAGAGACUUUUUCGCGAGAGAGACUUUUUUUGGGUCACUGUCAUUUUUUUCCUCUUCGCGUGUGUUCAAUUCACUCUUUCGCGCGCCGCCAAAUUCUUGCAAUACUGCUGGCCAAAGCUGAAAGCGUGGCCCGAAAUGGAACAUUGAGAGCGUGAGUCAAUGCGUUAGACGACAGCUUCCUAACUUAUAAACUAUUUAUUUUGCAUUGGAGUUUUUGGUGUAACAAAAUGAAAAAUGUAUAUCUUUCGCUUUAUUGAGACGCGAUGGCGAAAUAUGAGUGAAAGAAGAGUGAAAAAAAUGUUUUAAAGAACAGCGCGGCAAAAUAUUUUUGGCAUUUUGCGUGACUUAAUGAUUUUUUUGGCUUGCGAAAAAGUACUUUUUUCACUAAACUCAGAGCGAAGAGCGAGUGAGAGAGAGAGAGCAAAUUAGUGAGGAACAGAGAGUGAAAUUGUAGUGAGAACUAAACGUGAGUUAGAGUUUUGUGCUGAAAUAAUUGCAGUUAAUUGAUGAAUAGUAAUGAAUUAAUAUUUGCGGUGUUACAAUUUGUACAUAAUGAUUAUGAAAUCUUUUCUUUCAAGUGUAUUUAAAGAAAAGGAUUGUAGCGAGAGUGGAAGAGAAAGGAAGACGCUUAGACAUUUUACACAACUAAAUAGGCAGUAAAUAUUCUAAAGAGAUGAGCGAGUAAAAUGAUGGACAUAAACGGGAUUUAGUUUUAAUUUCAUGUUCUAUAAAUAGGGAGAAUUUUAAAGCAUUCCUCUUAAGCUUAACGACAUUCGUAAGAUUUAUAUUUGCAUUAUAACAAAAUGAGAAAAAAAUCAGAUUUAUGAGUGAUGCACGAACCAAGAGCUGAAAAAGAGUCACAAAUUCUUUCGUGAGAUUCUCAGAAUCCCUUUUUUGGCAUUUCUUUUCAUUCACACAAUUUUUGCCACAAAUUUUUUUCUAUCUUUACUUGAAGGGUGAAAAUAAUUUAGAGAAUAAUGACAACAAGAAAAUAAAUGUGGGAAAAGGGUUUUCACAGACUGACGAUGAGAUGAAAAAAGUGAGAGCAUAAAUAAAAGAACUAAAGAAUUAAAAAAAAGGUAUAAUCAUUUGAGGAGUGAAAAUUUCUGUUUAUCGACAUUGUAAUAAUUGGUAAGGAUAAUAAUUAAAGAAAAAAGGCAAAAACAA
Phlebotomus argentipes is the source of this 4230-nucleotide messenger RNA. RefSeq names its product elongation of very long chain fatty acids protein 6 (gene Baldspot). Gene Ontology annotation, biological process: fatty acid elongation, monounsaturated fatty acid; very long-chain fatty acid biosynthetic process; fatty acid elongation, polyunsaturated fatty acid. NCBI's taxonomy places the organism in Eukaryota, Metazoa, Arthropoda, Insecta, Diptera, Psychodidae. Bases 299 to 1192 code for a protein of 297 amino acids. The transcript is spliced from 3 exons. The record is from RefSeq and is a predicted model, not a curated record. Gene Ontology annotation, molecular function: fatty acid elongase activity. Gene Ontology annotation, cellular component: endoplasmic reticulum membrane.